GGCGCUGCGUGCUCACUGUCACCGCUGCGGAGGCAAACCGAGUGCGCGAGAGCUGACGAUCAGCGACGACAACGACGACGACGACGACGACGACGACGACGACGACGACGACGACGAGUGCCGGGGGCGAUGGACUAGGGACAGUGCUAUGAGCAGCGAGGCAAGGUGCUCGGGAUGUCGCUGAGCCACCGGGGGACGACCGGCGCUGGCGGCCGCGGGGCUGGCGAGACCUCCAACGAGGAGUCGUACCUGAACAGCGGCCGGCCGUCGAAUCUGCUGAAGACCUCGUUCUCGUCCAGCAAGCUAGAGCAGCUGUACCGCUCGUCGUCCCUGCAGCAGCGCCGCGGCGGCCUGCAAUGCUUCCUGGUGACCGCGGUGUUGUACGACUUUUACAGUCUGGCGCUGCCCGACGGCGAGCUGCACACGCGAGGACUGACGACCGUGUUUCUGGGACUGAAUCUGGGCCUGCUGGCCUGGGCGGAAAGGGGAGCAAGGGCGAGGGCCGGCCUGUGGGAGCUGGUGCCGCACCUGGCCUGGCAUAUAGCCAUCCUGCAGCUUCUCGCCCAGCUGUUCCUCAAGUCCGCCGAGGUCACGCCCCGAGACAGCCUUGGCUGGCUCCUAGUGCUGCUCUAUCUGCACUUUGCCACUCUGCCCCUCAGAUUCUCGCUGUGCGCUCUGCUUGCCGUUGGCACCGCCGCGCUUUACAUGCUGUCGGUCACCUGGCUCUCCAGGGAGGAUGUACCUACCAAUCCCGAAGUGCUCAUCCUGACGGCAACGCUAUCGCUGUGCGCGGCGAUCCUCGGCGCGGCUUCGUACUCGCUGGCCGAGUUCCAGCAGCGCCGAGCCUUCCUGGAGACGAAGCAGAGCCUGGAGGUGCAGCUGGUGAUUGAAGAGCAAAGCGCCGAGCAGGAGCGUUUGCUGCUCAGCGUAUUGCCCGAGCACGUCGCGGUCAAGAUGCGCCAAGAUCUUGGCGCCUCCCUCGACACUCAGUUCAAGAAGAUCUACAUGUCUCGACACGAGAACGUGUCUAUACUCUACGCGGACAUCGUUGGCUUUACCGCGAUAUCCUCGACUUAUUCAGCUAGUGAACUCGUCAAGAUUCUCAAUGAAUUGUUCGCUAGGUUCGAUAAGCUUUCGGAAAGAUACGAGCAGCUGCGAAUAAAAAUCCUGGGUGACUGUUACUAUUGCAUUAGCGGAGCGCCACAAGAGCGUCCAGAUCACGCGGUACUUUGCAUUCGCAUGGGUCUGUCGAUGGUCAAUGCGAUCAAGUACGUCCGGGAGACAACCAAUAGUCCGGUCGACAUGCGAGUCGGCAUACAUACAGGCGCUGUGCUUGCCGGAGUUCUUGGUCAACGGCAGUGGCAGUUCGAUGUCUAUAGCAAGGACGUCGAGCUUGCUAACAAGAUGGAAAGCAGCGGGAAAGCCGGCCGAGUGCACAUCUCGAACGUGACGCUGAGCUUUCUGAACGGUGAAUUCGAGGUAGAAGAAGGUUUUGGCGAGCUGAGGGAAGAGGCAUUGGCGAAAGCUGGUAUCAAAACGUACUUCAUCAAGGAUAAGCCAUUUAGCUCUGCUGACACCGAGCCACUCGCGUCAUACGAUGACCAAGCCUACACGCAGCAGGAGAAGACCGGCAACAACAUCGAAGGCACUAAUAAAGAAGACUCCGAAGAUUUCAGGAAAAGACUUCGCGAGGAACUUGAUAGUCGAGUCGGCAGUGGAGCAGAGCUACGAGGUCACGCGUCCUGGAUAACGUUGGCGUUCAAGGAUCUACAAUUGGAGAAAGGCUUUCACAGCGCGGAGGAAGCAUUCUCGCCGUUGUCAUUGUUGGGUGGACCAUUAGUAGUACUGUGCGCAUCGCCGCUAUGGCGAUUACAACCCUGGGGUCGAUUCACUUACGGCGGCGCCGGCGUCGUCUUUCUCUUCGCCAUCGUACUCGCUGGUGCCACGUGUCUCGGCAGCGCUGUGCGUGCAAGGUGGCUUCGUCGAACUCUCGCACUACUUAUGAUCUUCUCACUUGGCACUUUUCUUUUGUUGGAUAUGGCAAACUGCGGCAUAAUCGAGACAGUGAAGCCACCGGCAAACAGCUCGGCGCCAACUUUUUCAACCCACUGUCCGUAUCCGUCUUACUACUCGUACGUUGGUGUUCUGGCUUUGGUUGCAAUCUCCAUGCCAGCCUACAUCUGUUACCUUGGCAAAGCCUUUCUUAUGUUCUUACUGGCUGGCGCACAGUGCGCCAUCAAUGUCACGUUCCUCGAGCCGACACUCGAUCGCGAAGACAUGGGAUUCUCUACGCCUGGACAAAAAAUCUUUCACCUCAAGUAUUCGCUCUCUGCUACGCUACUUACCAUCGCACUAGCACUUGUCUUCGUUGCUCGAUACACGGAAAGGUCACGUCGCAUCCUGUAUCUACGCGGCCGCGAAGUGGAGGCACAACGCGAACGUGCGGCUGACAUGGAACGACGAAACGCUGCCCUAAUCUACAACAUAUUGCCGCCACACGUUGCUGCCUACUUUCUCUCCAAUACACGCCACCAUGAUGACCUUUACAGUCAAAGUUAUGCCGAAGUGGGUGUCCUGUUCGCCAGUAUGCCCAACUUCGCCGACUUUUACAGCGAGGAAAGUAUCAACAACCAGGGACUCGAGUGCCUCAGGUUCCUUAACGAGGUCAUCUCCGACUUUGAUGCCAUCCUCGAUCAAGAAAAGUACAAGGACAUCAUAAAGAUCAAGACAAUUGGCUCAACAUAUAUGGCCGCUUCAGGGAUAACCGACUCGUCGGAAAACAAGAAUGAACCACAGUGGCAGCACCUGUCGCGACUCACUGAGUUCGCGAUCGACAUGAAGAAAGCCCUUUCUCAUAUAAAUGAACAGAGCUUCAACCACUUUGUGCUGAAAAUGGGCGUAAACCACGGCCCUGUUACCGCCGGCGUUAUCGGCGCUAGAAAACCUCAUUACGACAUCUGGGGCAACACCGUCAAUGUCGCAUCCAGGAUGGAGAGUACUGGCAAAGUUGGCUUCUUGCAAGUCACUAACGAAACGCGGCAAAUUUUGGAACCAUUUGGCUAUGGUUUCGAGCAACGUGGUAUGGUCUCUGUAAAGGGCAAAGGAGAGUUACUGACGUAUUACUUGAUGACAAAAGAUGGCGUACCUCUUCGCCUGGACAGUGAUUUGCCCAUCGAACCAACACACCCAAUCAUCUACCAGUAAAGGAAUACAUCCAAGCGAUAAUAAUGGAAACACAAAAAUUGCUCUUCGAUCACAAGCUGGUCGGGAAGGAAGUGACGAUCGCCGGUCACGGGCGAAUCAAGCCACAAAAACAUAACGCACAUGGCUAAUGCACAGAAGAAAUACACGCGUUAUUGCGUGGAGUAUAAGAUGAUGUCGUUACACUGGUGUCAGAGAAAUAACGAAUUCCGUAUCUGUGUGUACUGAAGUAUAUGAACAAAAAAUAGGAAAGAAAAAUCAGAAGAAAAGAUAUAACGAUGAUAAUCAGGUUAAAUAAUGCUCUGUCUUUCCUAACGGUAGCAAAAACUCUACGACUAUCAUAAUAGAUGUGGAUCGCGAUCUUCGAGAUCUUUCCCAUCAUUGCAUGCUACUUCGAUUCGUCGUCUUUGUAGCCAAAGAGAAAGCAGAAAAUGUUGAGAAAAAUAGUACGAUGACGGAGAAUGAAUUCAAACUUGAGAUCGUCUUUAAACAGUUAUCUGCAUGUCUGUACAUACUUCGUAAACUGUAAAUGGACAUUAAUAAAUUGAAAAGCACUAAGCCGAUAAAUAUAUAUAUCGUACUAUUUAGAACGGUAUUAUUGAUGAUGUUGUUUAGGCUGCGGAAUAUGGACUUAUCUUAUGAUAUUUGGAUGUUAUGAUUUCUUUUUUUAAAUGUUGCACUUCAAACUUAAGUAAUUAUUAUUUACUUAUAAUUCAUGAAAUCAUUCGGCAAUUGAUUGAAUUCUUACAGAUCUGCAUUGAAGCUCUGACAGACGUUUAAUAACAACUUUGCCAACUCUAUCUAUUUAAUGUCUUUCGAAUUUUGUGAAAUGUACAUGAUUUGAUCACGUGUAAGAAGAAACUCCAAUUAUUUUUUAAGCUGUAAUAAGCCUCGUAAAUAACGCGAACAAUAUUUAGUGAGUAGUCUAUCUCAGAGUACUUUUAGAGAUCGUUCAAAAAACUUAUGAACUUUUUAUAAAAACUGUAUAUUUGAAAAUAUUGUAAUAUAUACGAUAUUUAUUGUAUAUUUUGAAAUAACGUUAAGUAAGUCAACAUACAGAAUGAAAAUAGAAUAGUUAUUAAUUCAUUCACCUUGAUAUUCUUCUGUAAAAGUUCUAACUACUAAAAUGAAUCUAUAAAUAUUUUCCUCUUGUUCAGUGGUGAAAUUUAAUUAUCUUGGUGAUAACAUUUCUCAUAGUGACCAUUUGUGCACAAAAUAAAAGCGUCGAGCAAAUUUAUGAAAAACAAAGUAUAUGUCUGUAAGAAAUGUAUCAUGAGCCUAAUGAAGUAAUUUCGUAUUUCCGUAGCCUAACGCUUUGCUGUCAAAUAUUGUGUUCACUCAACAGUAAAAAAAAUUGUCAUUGCGCCUUUGUUAAAGAUUUAUUCUACGUUAAAAACAAUAUGUAUAUUUAAAUUGUUCGUCUAAUAAAAAAUUAUACAAUAAAUCCGAUGAGCAAAAGAACAAAUGUUUUGAAUGCUCAUGUGAUGUAGCGUCAGUAUAAGGAUCACGAGACAUUUCUUAAGUCUGUGAUAACUUCGUUGGGAAUAGCGGAAAUAUCAAAGGUAUCCAUGUACCAGUAUGUUUUGUUCCAAAUACCGUAUAACUACCGUAUGAAUAGGUUAUAUGGUAACCGAAUCAUAACGUGAACCAUAGAACUUUUAACAUUCCUAGAUGUCAAUGUUCAAGGCUACUUAUGUUUAUAUUUAAUAACAUAUUUAUUUACCGAAUAAAUUAAUAAUCCUUUGGCCGUCCUGCUCACGAAAACUUUUAAUCAAUUUUAUGUAUACAUUUUUUAUCCCAUCACGACAGUAGCCUAAGAAAAACAUUGAUAGAAUAAUUGAAAAAAAAUUAUAAUUGAUUAAUUUUACUUUUAUAUGAAAUUUAAAAACUUUUGCCUUAGUUGAAACUGUGCUUGAUUGGUGGACGGAGUAUGGAAAGAAAACAGCUUUUGACGUUUCGUUAACAAAUUCUUCAAAUUCUCCAGAAAAAAAUAACAGCUUGAAAGUGCUGUGAUCAGAACAAAUGUUCGGUAUAGUUUUAAUUAAGAUAAAACUAUGGCAGUCGAGAACAGCUAUCUAAGAAGUCAAAAACUGUUGUAUCAUUGUAAAAUUAAAAGAAAGCAUUUUCUUUAGAAUUUUUAUAUUUUCAUGUAAAGUUAUCGAUAGUUUUUUUAGUACAAGUGGACUGAAUAUAAUAUCAAAGUUGUUUGAUUAAUUUUAUUUAAAGUAUGGUCCAUGUUUCACGAGACUUUUUGUUAACUUUAUUUAUGAGAUGUGUUGAUUUCUAUCUUCAUUUCAGAUUUUCAUUAGCUUUCUGAUAAUUGAUUAUUAUGGAAUGUGUGAAAGAACUAUAAGUGAAUAAUGAUAAAAUCAAAAGAAACAGGUACAGAAAACAUAAAAGAAAACUGUUAAAUCUAUAAGAUCGGAAUAAAUAUUUAACGUAUAAUGUAGAGUGAAAGAAAAAAUACGUAUGAAAAGUUGGAAUGUAAUAGCUUAGUAAGUGUUGUCAAAUAUAGCCUAUUACUAAAAAUUCAGGCAAGAAAGCGUGCAAUUCAAUAAUAAGAGUCCUACAUCUAAAGAGUGUAGGAUAUAAUACAAAAUUUAAAACAUAUAAAAACCAGAAUGAAAAUAUUCAUAAUAAAUAAUUCUUUACUGGAAUAAAUAAUCUGAUCAGAUAAAAUAGAAAAACAUUCAAACAUUUAGUAUAAGAAUAUUUACGUUGAAGAUUGUAUCAGUUGAGUCUAGCCAUCGGUUCUAGUCACGAGAAAAGCAGCACAAAACAGUAUAUAAAUUUUUUUUAAUAACAUUUUUUAAAUGUAAAAUUCAUAUUUUUUCAACAAUGAAUCGUAUAAACAAUGGUUUAAGCAUUCAAGUAAGAUUUGAUUGCUCAAAAUAUCGUUUUACAUUAAAAAUUGCACAAAUAUUUUUAUCACUCAAAAAUCUAAGAUGAUCAUAAGGAAACAGAAAUAUAUUAAUAACUAUAAAAAUACUUUGUAUUCAUUUAACUUAUUAUGUUUCUAUGGAAUUUUUUAUUUUUUCAUUUAAUUUUCUAAUGUAAGUGACACCGAAGAAAUUAUGGAUAGAAAUAUUUAGAAAAAUGUAAAAUAUUAAAAGAAAGAAAACAAAGACUUACCGUAUAUAAAGAGACCAAAAUAAAAAAAUGGCAUAGUACAGAAGAAAACUAAAAAAGGUUAUUAGAGAAAUAUCAUGAAAAUUUUAAACACAUUACAAAUUAUGAGUGUAAAGCAUGAUUUUUAUUACCACAAAAUAUUGAAUUGAACGCUAUGCAAAUUAAGAAAAAGGGAACAAGAAAGUCGAAAGUGAGAAAAAUUGAAAAAAAAGGAAAGCGAUAAACCUAAAUAAAUUCAAAGGGUUGUAUACUUUACUUCAAUAAAAACUUUCGAGAAUGGAAAAAUAAAGAGCACAAACAGAACAAAAUGAUAUAUAAAUGUUGGUUAUAAAUUAUAAAAGGUACAAGAAAAAAUUCAUCGAUUGUUUGAUGAAACUACUUGUCUUAUUUACACUGUUUCAAAUUAUAUAUUGUCAAAUAGAAAUUGAUUGUAUAUAAAUUAAAUUCAUUAACACAAAAUUAAAUAUAUUAAUAAGACGAAUAAUGGACAUUUUCCUAGGUUUUGAGAAGUAUGUGUCAAUAUGUUCUACUCGUAUAGGCACUUUGAAUAGGUACAAAAAUUCUUUGUUCUACACCACUUUUUAUUUCAACUAUAAGCUUAUAAAUACGAUACUAUAACGCAAUCAAAUGGUAUCAAUGAAACCGGGCUAUUCACCUUUACGACUCCACGGUCGUUAGUACAAUUUAUUUUUCUACAUAGUCUGAUGUAAGUAAAGUAAGUUGAGAAAUUAUCUUGUAAGGAAUAUAUAUGUAACAUAAAUUUUGAAGAUGAGUAAUACUUUUAUCGCGGAAAAUGUAGUAAAGAAUGAAAAUUAAUGCGCGGCCUAAGUAAAACGUGGAGAUGAAGAUAAAUCAAUCGAAAUUGAAACAGAUUCAAAAAUAGUAAUGCAUGAUAAAUGUAUGAAUUAUUCCUCCAGACAGAUAAAAAAUUCUUCAAUUCUAUCAUCGCACUCAGCUUUGUCGACGAUUUUAUAUUUACGAACUAAAUGUUUCUUUUAAUUUCAUAUUCCAUUUUUAACUUGAUCGAGUUCAUGUUCAGAAUAAAAUUUUGAUUCAUUACAUGGAAAAUCAUAUUUCGAAGUUUUUAACAUACAAAAUAAAUUUUACUAACAUUCAAAAAACAUCACACGAUAAUUAUGAAUUGACCGACAAAGUCAUGUGCGAAGAUUUUGAAUCUUUGUAAAUUAGCAAUAACAAGAAAUAUAUACAUGUAAAUAAUGAUAACCAAAUGAAUGAGUCUAUUCUCAUUCGUUUAUUUAAAAAAAUCAGAAAACAAAAAAUAAAAAUAAAUAAAAAAUAAAGGACUACUUACAAUAUGUGCUGGUUAUCAAAUGAAAGUAUAUGUGACAUGGUAAUAAAACUAGUGGCAAUGAGGUCCGAUCUAGAAAAUCUAUACAAUACCAAAAAUAUAAAAUAAAUGAUAAAACUUGAACUUAGAGGUCUAAAAAUCAUUGAUCUCAAUACUCAAAACUGAGCUCAAAACUCAAUACUACGUUUAUUAAGAUUGAUCGGCGUUCUUUGUAAACUAAUUAUUAAUUUAUUAAACUAUACGCCAUUAAUUACUUUUAAAUAUAAUCUAUACAAGAAAAAUUCAAGUCGUAACGAAUAUUUAGCUCGUGACGUUUUAGCAAAUGUUUUAUUUUAAAAAACCACUCAAGCAAUGAUUUAGAACAAUUUUAUCAUUUAUUGUAUAUUUUUGAUGUAUUGAAGAAUUAAAGGUGAUCUUAGAUAAAAAAUAAAAUAUUUCGUCAUUAAAAUAUAAAAAUUGAAAUAAACAGUGAAAAGUUCUAUCAGUGGUCUUGGAACGUCGAUUUCGUUCCAUAAAAUAAAAUAUAACUGUAGAUAUCUUAGUUCUCAAAAGCUGUAUGUAAAUGUAUAGGGUAUUAUAAAAAAAUAUGUGGACUUGAGAAGGAACGUGAAAAUCUAAUUCUAAUCUAUAUUACUUGAAAAAAAGAAUGAAAGAAAGUGGAAAUGUAAACAUAUGCAACGUUGAAAGUGGUUAUUUGGGGUGAAUGAAGAAAAACCCCCGAAAAAAUCGCUUAUCAAACGAAUAAAAUAUACAUAUAAAUAUAUGAUGGUGAGCGAUUUAAGUAUAAGUACAAGAUUUAUUGAGAAUCUUUCAACAACGUCCGUUUUUCCUGACCUCUACCACUUUUUUGAACAAUCAAUUGAAUUUGUGCAAAUUGAUUUUUUAUUCAUUGUUAAUUUUGAAAUAUUAGUUAAUAAAACCAAUUUUCAAUGGCA
Messenger RNA from Phymastichus coffea, 8574 nucleotides. RefSeq names its product adenylate cyclase type 3 (gene Ac3). Gene Ontology annotation, molecular function: adenylate cyclase activity. Bases 175 to 3204 code for a protein of 1009 amino acids. Gene Ontology annotation, biological process: adenylate cyclase-activating G protein-coupled receptor signaling pathway; cAMP biosynthetic process; intracellular signal transduction. Lineage: Eukaryota; Metazoa; Arthropoda; Insecta; Hymenoptera; Eulophidae. The record is from RefSeq and is a predicted model, not a curated record. The transcript has 9 exons.